GCAGGGCGGUGAGCUGAGAGAACUCUCGGGAAGAGGGGUGCUCCACAGUGAAGGGCUGCUGAGACCUUGACAUUCUCAGGAAGGAAGGGAGCCCAGCGCGGCCAGAACAGGAGCAGCCGGCUCGACCGCCAGCACGGUGUAGGGGGCAGGCGCGGAUCCCGCCACCGCCGCGCGCUCGCCGCCGCCGCCGCCCGGCUCCCGGCCUCCCGCUCUCCCCUCCGCCCUCCUGCCUCCGGCCUCCGCGCGUGCUGCCUGCCUGUCGCGACCCGGCUUCGGGCCUCAGGUCUGACCCCGCGCCCCACGCCAUGCCGAGGGAGAGAAGGGAGAGGGAUGCCAAGGAGCCUGACGGCAUGAAGGAGGAGAGCGGCGCCGAUGUCUCUGCUCACUCCAGGAAGAGGAAGGCGAAUGUGGCCGUUUUUUUGCAGGACCCAGACGAGGAAAUUGACAAAAUCGACAAGUCCGCCAGAAGCGAGAGCGGCGGUCAGCCUUGGGACGGCCGCGCAGCCUCCGAGAACCCGUGCUCCCUGAUCCCCACGCCAGACAAAGACGAGGACGAGCUGGGGUUCCCCAGCUCUGCGCACAAGACCCCCAUCGCCAGGCCGGCCCGAGCCACGCCCCUGCCCAUGCUGAACUGGGCGAACCGCGAGGAGGUCUGGAAGAUCAUGCUGAACAAGGAGAAGACGUACCUGCGGGACACGCACUUUCUGCAGCGGCACCCGCUCCUGCAGCCGAGGAUGCGGGCGAUUCUGCUGGACUGGCUGAUGGAGGUGUGCGAGGUCUACAAGCUGCACAGGGAGACGUUCUACCUGGCGCAGGACUUCUUUGACCGCUACAUGGCCACGCAGCACGACAUCGUGAAGACGCUGCUGCAGCUCAUCGGCAUCUCGUCCUUGUUCAUCGCCGCCAAGCUCGAGGAGAUCUACCCUCCCAAGCUGCACCAGUUCGCGUACGUCACGGACGGGGCCUGCUCGGGGGACGACAUCCUCACCAUGGAGCUGAUCAUCAUGAAGGCUCUUAAGUGGCAUUUAAGCCCCCUGACCAUCGUGUCCUGGCUGAACGUGUACAUGCAGGUGGCCUACCUGAACGACCUGUACGAGGUGCUCCUGCCGCAGUACCCCCAGCAGGUCUUCGUCCAGAUCGUGGAGCUUUUGGACCUCUGCGUCCUGGAUGUCGGCUGCUUAGAGUUUUCCUACGGCGUCCUGGCCGCCUCCGCGCUGUACCAUUUCUCCUCGUGCGAGCUGAUGCAGAAGGUCUCCGGGUUCCAGUGGAGCGACGUGGAGAAGUGCGUCAAGUGGAUGGUGCCCUUCGCCAUGGUCAUCAAGGAGACGGGCAGCUCCAAGCUGAAGCAGUUCCGGGGCGUUCCCGCCGAAGACGCCCACAACAUCCAGACGCAUCUGGGCAGCUUGGACCUGCUGGACAAAGCCCAGGCGAAGAAGUCCAUGUUGUCUGAACAAAAUCGGGUUUCUCCUCUCCCGUCCGGGCUCCUCACCCCGCCGCCGAGCGGCAAGAAGCAGAGCGGCGACCAGGACGCAGCGUGACACUCCAGCCUCCUCACCAAAGACAGUCGUGCCCAGCCGCCCGCGCCCGUGCCCGCGGGCCUGCGCCCGGCGCCGCCUCGGCCGCCCGGACUCCCCGGGAGAGCGUCCGCUCCCGAAGCACAGGUGCUCCGCGAAUGGCGCGGGGCGGGGAGAGGCGUCCUCACGGCCGCUCACGUUCCUCUCCUGAGCGGGGCAAGGGCCCCGGCUGCCUCCAGAUGCUGCUACGGAGGGCGCCGCUCGGCCCGACGGACACUGAGGCCGGGAGCCGAGGGCGCGCGGAGCUGCCGCCUCCCCGCGGGUGUGCUGGGUGCCCUGGGUGCUGGUGCUGUGCGGGGUCGGUGCGGGCGCUGGGACACGGCCAGCGCGCUGGGCCCGCCCUCCGCGUUAUCAGUUGACAAUGUACAACGCUUUCUAUGAACUGUCGUUUCCGAGUGCUGCUACGUCUGUCUGUUUUUAAUAAAGGUGACACUGUCUCUGAGACAGCCGGUUCCACGAGCCACGCCUGGUCACUCCAGUCAGCGGUCACUCGGUGGCCCGAUCCUGGCGUGAACUGCCCGCUUCCCGAGGCCCACGCUUCCCUGCGAGCGCGUUUCACAGGAAACUCGGGGGACGCCCAGGGUGCUGCCUCACUGCUUCGGGGCCCAGGGCUGGGCGGGGGGCACCCGUCCGGCCCCUCUCCCAGGGGUCCGCAGGGGCCUCCUCCCACCCUCAAGUUCGGUGGGGAGGACUCCACAUGGUGGCCGGCGACCACCGUGACAGAGGAAAUGCCGAGUGGGGUGCGCGCAGCCCAGGGCCGGGGUGCGGGACAGGCUCCGACCCCGGCCCCCGACUGGCUCCCAGAGGGCGGCACCAUCCCUCGGAGACCUGGGGUGCACGGUUCACGCUGUGCGUGUGUGACACACUCGGCGCGGAGGCCGCGCCCAGG
Phyllostomus hastatus (greater spear-nosed bat) is the source of this 2463-nucleotide messenger RNA. It is a transcript of the gene CCNE1, whose product is annotated as cyclin E1. Gene Ontology annotation, biological process: G1/S transition of mitotic cell cycle; regulation of cyclin-dependent protein serine/threonine kinase activity. Gene Ontology annotation, cellular component: centrosome; nucleus; cytoplasm. The transcript has 13 exons. The record is from RefSeq and is a predicted model, not a curated record. The coding region runs from base 306 to 1538 and encodes 410 amino acids. Lineage: Eukaryota; Metazoa; Chordata; Mammalia; Chiroptera; Phyllostomidae. Gene Ontology annotation, molecular function: cyclin-dependent protein serine/threonine kinase regulator activity.